AUGGCGACCGACGAAGCCAUUGCAGCCGGGCUUAUCGACUGGAUCAACAGCCUCGCUGUCGCAGAGCCGGUGUACACUGUCGACGACUUCACCAACGGCGACCUCAUAUGGAAAGCCCUUCAGCAAAUCGACCGCUUCAGCUUUCCCGGUAAACUCCCAGAAGACCCCGAGACCGAUCAGUGGCUCAACAAGUGGACCAACCUCAAACACAUUUAUGAUGCGCUGUCAAUAUUCCUCGUCGAGGAAUGCGGGCAACGACUGCCGUUGCCUGGUGGUCGCCCUGACCUCAAGGCCAUCGCCCAAGCCUCCUCUCUUACCGAUACCGUCGCUCUCCUGAAGCUGCUCGUGGUGGCUGCCAUCAAUUGCGCCGAUCGUAUUGAGUACUUGAAGCAGAUGCAGGAGCUGGCAGAGUCGACCCAGGAAGUAUUGAUGCAAACAGUGCAGGAGGCUGGAGAAGAUGGGGACGAACCUGACGAGGCCGACGCGGAAGACGCAAUUGAUCAAACUCAAGAAGAACUUCUCAGCUCUCCCCGUCGCUCCACAGAGAUGGAAUCUGUCCUGGAGUCAGAAGAGAGGCUAGGCAAAGUCAUCGCCGAUAACCAGCGGAUAGCGUAUGAGAAACGAGAAUUGCAGAAACAGCUUGACGAGUCGUAUUCACGCUACGAGAAACUGCAAGAGCGUUUCGACCAAGCACAAGAUGAUAUAAAAGAGUCUAAUGAUCGCCUGGCUGCCAUUCUAGCAGGGAAAUCCGACAUUUCGACCCGGCCACUGGACUCCAAACAUGACACUCUGAUUGCGAAUUUGGAGAACCGUGUACUGGAAACCGAGUCAGAAGUGGAGGAGCUGCGGAAGAGUAAUGAGGUCCUCAAAAUCAAGGCCGAAAAGGCCCAAAAGCUGCAGGACGAUUACGAUGAGAUGAAGAUUGACCGAGAUCGUCUGGCCCGGAAGGCAAACACGGCGGAGAAAUACAGACAGAAGUUGGAAGCCAGCCAGGACCUGGAGAAGGACAAUGCAAGCUUGAGGGCGAAAGUGACCGAGCUUCAGAACCAGCUCAAGCAGUCUGAUUUUGCUCAGGCGAACUCGAGCGAUUUGCAUCGAGAGAUUGAUGAAUACCGUCGGCUCUUGCCCAGCAUUGAACAGGAAAGAUACGAGUUAAACGAGAUGAAAAAGAGGCUCGAAUUUGAUUACCACGCACUGGAAGCACGGUAUCACGACGCCGUUGAACAGUUGUCUCGUCAAAACCAUGCUUUGGAGGACCUACAAAGCAGACUGCGUGACUACGAAGAAGGAAUCACCCCAGCGCCGAGGGAAGAACGGCCUCCGGACCCGGUCAAUAGAGACUUUGAGAAAGAAGAAGCCGAACUCGCCGAAUCAGAAGCCCGCCUUGCCGCUGCACUACUUAACGGAGGCGCCACCUCUGCAGCGGGCAAGGAUACGGAUCUUACUCUUCCAAGGGAAACCGAGGCGACCAUCCCGGGCCUCGAAGACAAGGAGAGCAUCUCGGAGGAUGAGCUGAAAGCAAUCAUGUCAGCUAUGCGUGCGCAGGCACAGGCCGGAACUGCCACGGAGAGAGAAUCGUCUCUCCGCGCACAAAAGAAACUGAUCUUGGCGAUCGAGCAACAGAGAACCAAGAACAGGCUCCUGCUCGACCACGUCCAGAAGCAGGACCAAACAAUCAAGGACAUGCAGAAGGUCGAACGUGAAAGAGAGUUCCAGAAAGCUGAGCAAGAUACUGUACCUCCAAUCGUGGUGGAAGAUGCCCCAGCAAGCUCUUCCCACUCGCUUGACGAGGAAUCAGAAAUCGAUCAACUCACAACCCAAAAUAUUAUUCUCCAGCGUGAACUUAAACUCAUGGCGUCGGCGUGGUAUGAUCAAAAUUUGCGGCUUGCGAGCGCGAGCUCGGCUGCAUCAGGGCGGAAUAGGGGAACUGGUAAUGCUGGUGAGCCCCGAGGAUUCCUAGGGCGGCAAAGGCGGAGGGUUGAUGCCGUCGCCUUUGGACGAAUCUGA
Messenger RNA from Fonsecaea erecta, 2007 nucleotides. RefSeq lists its product as hypothetical. The record is from RefSeq and is a predicted model, not a curated record. Gene Ontology annotation, biological process: cytoplasmic microtubule organization; cytoskeleton-dependent intracellular transport. The transcript has 2 exons. Gene Ontology annotation, cellular component: cytoplasm; centrosome. Bases 1 to 2007 code for a protein of 668 amino acids. Gene Ontology annotation, molecular function: dynein light intermediate chain binding; microtubule binding. Lineage: Eukaryota; Fungi; Ascomycota; Eurotiomycetes; Chaetothyriales; Herpotrichiellaceae.